This is a messenger RNA of Vicia faba (fava bean), 1080 nucleotides long. The record is from the annotation of a GenBank genome assembly. Lineage: Eukaryota; Viridiplantae; Streptophyta; Magnoliopsida; Fabales; Fabaceae.
AUGGAAGUCACCGGCGAACCCAUCCGGGUGCAAUCCCUACUUCAAUCGGGUCUAUCCCGGGUUCCACCUGAAUACAUCCAACCCCCUCAAAACCGACCCAUUCAAACCGAUCCUGAUGCCACCAUCCCCGUCGUCGACCUCUUCCAUUUCAACACCAACCACCGCGAUUCCACCCGGAAAGCAAUUCGACGAGCCUGCCAUGAAUGGGGCGCCUUCCACGUCACCAACCACGGCAUCCCGGCAACCCUCCUCGACACGGUGCGCCGCGCAGGCCUUGCCUUCUUCAACGAAUGUUCCAUGCCAGAGAAACUCCGAUAUGCCUGCACCGCCGGCGCUGCGGCAUCAGAGGGAUACGGAAGCCGUAUGCUGGUAAGCUCCGAGGAUGAAGGAAACGAUACCGUCUCAGAGGUUCUCGAUUGGAGAGACUACUUCGAUCAUCAUACUUUUCCCCUUUCUCGACGGAACCCUAAUCGUUGGCCGAAUUUUACAUCCGAUUACAGGGAAUCAGUAGCGAAGUACAGUGAUGAGAUGAAGAUUCUGGCACAAAAGUUACUAGCUUUGAUAUCAGAGAGUCUUGGGUUGCGAUCCUCUUGCAUUGAAGAUGCUGUUGGGGAUUUUUAUCAGAAUAUUACUAUUAGUUAUUACCCUCCAUGUCCUCAACCGGAUUUAACACUUGGUUUGCAAUCACAUUCUGAUAUGGGUGCUAUUACCCUUUUGAUUCAAGAUGAUGUGGGUGGUCUUCAGGUUCUAAAAAGUGGUGAUGAUGAUAGGUGGCUCACUGUGCAGCCCUUGUCAGAUGCUAUUCUUGUUCUUUUGGCUGAUCAAACUGAGAUUAUAACAAAUGGAAAGUACAGGAGCUGUGUGCAUAGAGCAGUUACUAAUCCUGAUAGACCAAGGCUCUCUGUGGCAACAUUUCAUGACCCAGCCAAGACAGUCAAGAUCUCCCCUGCAUCUGAACUCAUCACGGAUUCAUCACCAGCCAAAUACCGGGGUGUUGUUUAUGGAGACUAUGUAUCUUCGUGGUAUACCAAAGGCCCAGAAGGAAAACGAAAUAUUGAUGCACUUCUUCUAGAAUCUUAA